GCGACGCGUAUCCGAUUAAUCGACGUGAGCGUUUCGCAGGAUAGUUUGGUGACUCACCUGACGACAAGGGAUCUAGCGAAACAGACGGAGGAUCACCGUAAUUUAUCUGUCACCAUCACAUCUAGCAUUGAGCAUUGAGAAACGUUUCGGCAAAAAAUUGACGUACGUCUGCCUGCCGUCGUCUAGAUGGAUAAUGUGAAUCCAACCUAACGUGAUGACUAUAACAGGUAUGACUAUAACGGGAGUGACAACCGUGAGCACCUCGGUGGAGACGGACCUUCGAUAUAUAUCGACAUAUGGCCGGGUUCGUCUUACGGCAAUUUCCAGUGGCUCGUCUACAUAACGUCACUGGUGAUAGUGGUGUACUUUUAGUAUAUGUGCAUCUUCGAGAAUUUCGACAUGAAUAAUCCUUCGCUGCUUAUAGAUGCGCUGAGCAUAACCCUGAGUAUAGCCCUGGCCUAUAGCGCUUUUGUUGAAAUUGAAUAUUUCACGAGAUCCUGCCGACAAUGGACGAAGAUUAGGAGGCCACAUCAUGGCUGAUUCGCAUAUGUACCUGAUAAUAAUCUAUACCAACCUGUCGCGCCGAUGCUCUAACAUUUUAAUGUCCAUCAACGCUUCAGCUGCUGUCUUCUGUACCCUCGGAGGCCUCGUUCAUCGCUCCGCGAAGAACAAGGGCGAGAACGAUCCUCGUGAGGCGAGGAUUCGAUUUUCCUGUCACAUACACAAAAUGGAAUUCCCAUUCAAGGUUAAUGAGUCCCCCGAUCUACGAAAUCACGACGGUAGUCCAAUUUCUCCACAAAUUAUCGCUCCUCUCUCUGAUCGCGAUGUUAAUUUAAGUUAAUUCGUUAGUUGUUACAUUAGUAGAUUAAUUAACCGUUUUGCUAAUUGUUGUUUAACGUCAAUCUCUAUAAAUGUCUGUAUUGUGUAGCAGAAGUUGAUUAAUUUGCGUGAAAGAUAAGUGAUAAUCGUACAAGUCAAAACGGGAGAAAGAAAGAGGAGAGAAAGAUGUGGUAGAAUAUAUUUUCAACAAACUUAGCACUUGUAAAUUCUUCGCGUGAAUGGUCAGAUCGAAAUAACGCAACAUGACCUAACGAAAAUAUUCUUGGAACGCCUCGUGACCGCCGGAGAUUAAAGUAUUCAUCCAAAAUACCAACGAAUCAUCACACUGUCCGACAAUAUUACAAGGAUCUCUUUCCUUGGAUUCUUUGGAAAAUUUUUAAUUUUAGAUCAACUGUGCAAAGAUUUGGUUCCCACAGUAUAGAUAUCAAUGUAUGUUAAAUUUUGCGGAGCCGCACAUAUAUUUUUGAUUGGAAUGAUUAUUUUAAUUUGUUAUACCUUCAUCUGCGGAUAUGCCUCGCAGUCGUCGUCGACUUUCGUUGAAUUCAACUGCUUGAUUUUCAAGACAAAUCGAUCGGAGAUGCCGCCUACGAGUCCGUCUGGUAUUGUACGAUAUGACAGUCAGUCGAUGUCGAACUCUCUUAUUCGUGAUUGCGAAGUCGCAAAAGAGAUUGACGAUCAUCGCCGGGAAAAUGAUGAAUCUUCCUCCGGAGGAGCUCACCAGUGUAAGGCUCGCUUUUAUACGCGUAUACAAUGUCGCUCGUCGAUAUUAAACGCGUCUCGAAUGAAUUUUAAACUGACUGACUGUGCAAACAAUUUACGAUGUAAGCGACUCCACGACGCUUGCGCCAAUGUGCAUAUCUUCGAUAUGCAUAAGCGAUACUUACAAUAAAAAUAAUUUAUCUUCCUCCGGGUUAUGGAAGUCUUUACUCCGUAUAUAUCGGCAUUGCGCACGAUGCACUGAAAUCCACCAAGAAUUUCGCCGAAACGAGCGGACACAGAUAUCAAUUGACAGAUGGCAAUUCGUUCCUCCGCUAAUGAUGAAACCCAUCGCAGAGAAUGCGAGUAGAAAAACGUGUACGAAAUUCACGUUUCUUGAAAUACGAUAAAUCGAUCAUCUUAAUGACGACGACAAUCUUGAUAAUAUAUAUAUAUAUAUAUAACGCAUAUGCGCGCGCGGUUUUUUGUAUCACCUGUGGAACAGAAAUACAUUUGACUCGGGAGCGUAUCCGUCUGAAUUGCAUGAUUCUUAAUUAUAAACGUGGAUAUUCGAUUAAUAAACUUAAGACACUCAUGACGUAAGCUAACAUGUUUUGUAUAUCUCCGAGUAUAUUAACACAUUUUGCACGUCAAGCUGAUUUUACGAAGACCCUUCCUAGAGUUAUAGAAUUCUUCUUUCCAAUUACCAUCAUUUUUAUCUUUAAACGUCAUUUUAUGUUAAUUAUGUCACCACCUGUGGUGUUAAGCCCACUUUAAAAUAAAACUUGUAAAAUCAAUCAAUAAAGGAAAAGACCCGAAGAAAUUACGAAAUUAAAAAGAGUAGGGCCGUAAUGAGCCAAGCACGGAUUUUCUAGUGCUGUAAAGUGAGAAUUAACAACCUCGUAAAAGAAAACAGAUUAAGAUCUGGAUUAAAAUCUAAAGUAGAAUCUUAAUUGUAACAAAUAAUCAAAAUUUUCGAUCCAUGCCUAUUGAAGAAAGUCUGGACAAGGAGCGAAAGAUUUCCUCGUUUAUUAUAAUAAUAAAGAUUUAACUAGAUUUAUUAUAAUAAUAAAGAUUUGAUUAGGUCAUCAAUUCUCGUUUUAUAGUACUACAGAAUCUGCGCUUCAUUACGGCCCUAUUCUCUUCAAUUUAAAACUUGUACGUUCUACGUGGUAUCGGUCGAAUAAACGUCAUUCGUUUACGAAUGACGCGGCAGUCAAUGUGACAAAGUACAUAAUACCGACGUAAUUAGCGAAUAAAUAGUAAAUAAUGAGCGAGCAAUAAAUAUUUUCUCCCGGCGGGUUCGUUAGAGACACGUGCGCAUUAUUGCCGGUAAUUUCGCGCGACAUUUGAACGCACGAGAGACGGCAACUCAAAGCGCAAGAGCUUACACGACCUUUUCACAUUCCCAUUCCCCCUUUCUGCACCGACGUUCCCUUUUCUUUCGCACACGCUCGCUUCCCGAGUUCCUUUCAAUAGCUGCAUAUCCAAACGGUCGGACAUGCGCGAGAUAUCUCGCUAUGUGCGCACCGUGGACUCUACAUUUUUUAAGCAAAUAACCCGCGUCCCCCUUUCGUGAGACGUCUGAUAUGUAUCUCCACGAAUUAUUCUUCUCUCCCGCCGACAGCAACACAAUAACAACCCGUAAUCAUCGGGAAUACAUGGAGUACGCUUUCUUUCCUGCGCCGCUGCAUUAGGCACGACGGGAGCACGCAUAAUUGCGAUUAAUCGAUAACGAGCGGGUUCUCGGGGUCGACGCAUUGUUACCUCGCGCAGCUCAGCCGCUGUUAUAGCUUUCAGCUCGCCGAAGCUCAUGUUUAAUUUCCGAAUAGCGUCGCUCACUCGGUAAUCGCUCACUUCCGACGUGAGAGGGAGAGGGAGAGAGAUAGGAAGUCAGCCGGGCGAUUCACGCGAGAUAAUGCGCGCGACUUCCAUCAGCACUUCUGUCGAGAUCGGCCUACGCUUUGUCGGGAUCUGGCCGGGCCUGCCGUAUGGAAACUACUCUUGCUUCGCAUACAUGAUGAGUCUGGUGGUCGCGUUGUACUUUCAAUACUCGUACAUCCUCGGCCAUUUCGACGUCGACAACAUCUCGAAUCUCAUCGACGCGCUCAGCAUCACCCUGUCGUACAGCCUCGGCUUCCUCAAGCUGGUCUCUCUCUGGUUGAAUCGCAGAUAAGGACUGGAACGACGCGUCGCAGAUUGAUCGCGAUCCAUCGUUGCUGUGUAUCAUGACCGACAAUGCCAGUCUGUCGAGACUUUGCUCCAACAUGUUGAUCAGCAUCAAUGCCAUCGCUGCGAUGAGUUACGCCAUGACCGGCCUAAUACGGCAGUCGGGCGACUUUAAGGAUGAUCUUAACAUUAGCUCGAGAGAACUCCCCAUCAAAAUGGAGUUCCCUUUCAAGGUCAACGCGUCCCCGUUCUUCGAGCUCUUGGUAGUUGGUCAAUUCCUCCACGAGGUGUCGAUCGCCGCUUUGGUCGCCACGAUAAAUUCCUUGAUCGUCACAUUGGUGCUUCACGUGAGCGGACAGAUCGACAUCUUGCGUCAGGAGCUAUCGAUGAUUCAUUACGACUCAUCUCAGCCGCGCGAAUCAAUCGUCGCCGAUGUAAGACUUUUGAUCGUUCGCCAUCAAAGAAUAAUAACGCUCUCGGACAACAUCGACGAGCUCUAUUCGAGCAUAGCGCUGAUGCAAUUUAUGUCGAAUACCUUGGUCAUUUGCUGCAUCGGCUUCACAAUCAUUGGCUCCCUUGCCGAAAUCGGCGCCGCCAUGAUGUUGAUGAAGACUAUUAUCUUUUACAUCGCCGUGACGCUCGAAGCCUUCAUCUUUUGCUUCUCUGGGGAAUACCUAAGCGCUAAGAGUAAAUCAAUCGGCGAUGCAGUGUACGAGUCGCUCUGGUACAAAAUGACACCUGCCGAAUGCCGGAUUUUAUUGUUUGUGAUACUAAGGUCGCAAAAGAGACUGACGAUCACCGCCGGGAACGUCAUGGAUCUCUCCUUGGAAGGAUUCACGACCGUGAUGAAAGCGUCCGCUUCGUAUAUGUCAGUGCUGCACGCAAUGUAUUAAACUGGAGAGGAUCACGAUCUUACUCAUGCCAAGCACAUCCAUCGUGGUUACUGACGUAUCAGACGGUAACAAGCGUAGCAUUACAUGUAGCCGUUCUAAAGUGAGCUUUUCGAUGAGAAGAAGACGAUUCGUAAGAAAUUGUGUUUUGUUAAAAUAAACGAUUCUAUCCUUCAUGCAAAUUGCGAGCAAUCGACUGUCGUAUUCGCGAACGUCACGGAUGGAGCUUCCGUCUCGUAUGACUUAAGGCCGUAAGAACUUCAUGUCUUGCAAACAGUUUUAUGAUAAUUUCGAGUCUUAGAUCAUUAUAUGACACUUGUGAAUAUACCUCCACUGAAUUACACUCAUCGUUUUCACUUCAAACGGAAUUAGUGAAUUAGUCGAUUUAAUAACAUCAGCGGUUUCUCACGUAGCGAUAUCGCGAUCUAUAUGUACGUAUCGUUCCUCUUCUCUCUCUCUCUUCGUUUUUUUUUACCGAUUUCGUUCAUCGUCCA
Messenger RNA from Dinoponera quadriceps, 5089 nucleotides. Its product is annotated as odorant receptor 82a-like. NCBI's taxonomy places the organism in Eukaryota, Metazoa, Arthropoda, Insecta, Hymenoptera, Formicidae. The transcript is spliced from 8 exons. Gene Ontology annotation, biological process: sensory perception of smell; detection of chemical stimulus involved in sensory perception of smell. The record is from RefSeq and is a predicted model, not a curated record. Gene Ontology annotation, cellular component: plasma membrane. Bases 3765 to 4598 code for a protein of 277 amino acids. Gene Ontology annotation, molecular function: olfactory receptor activity; odorant binding.